Molecule: messenger RNA, 2218 nt
Organism: Maniola jurtina (meadow brown)
Lineage: Eukaryota; Metazoa; Arthropoda; Insecta; Lepidoptera; Nymphalidae
Product: carcinine transporter-like
Exons: 1
Coding region: 430-2130 (566 amino acids)
Biological process (GO): transmembrane transport
Cellular component (GO): membrane
Molecular function (GO): transmembrane transporter activity
Source: RefSeq, a predicted model, not a curated record
AUACUCUCUCGCAUACGACUUACUCAACUAGUACGAUUUUGACUCUUGGGUUUAAGAUAAUUUAUUGUAUUAUAUACUAAUUACUAAUAGUAGCCGUGACUGACGGACGCAAAUUCCCUUCCCAACCUUCAAAGACGACCAUCAAUCCAUCCAUUUACUGACUUGGAUCAACAUUGCUAAUAACCGCUUCCUAAGAAAGGAUUUUCAUAAAUUCUGUCCAAGCGAACCGGGGCGGGGCAGCUAGUCUAUUUAUAUAAGCAUACAAAUAACUAAAUGUUUUUCCAACACGUCAUUGGCGGAGUAAAUUGCGUCCAAUUGGUGUAGCUGCGUGCAAUUAAAACAAAAUUGAAUUUAAGCAGCUCAUCAUCAAUCCAUUUAGUAGUUAGUUGUGGCUUCGCAAGAGAUGGCAAAAUUAACGACACAACAAUCAUGAAGGUGACUAACGAAUUGAAGAAUAAAAAGACAGAGCUACAUGACGAAAAUACAGAAAAAAUAACGGAUGGUUCGUUGAAAAAUGUAGAUUUCGACCAGCUCCUGUCUUGGACGGGAGAAUUUGGGCUUUAUCAAGUGUUGCUCAUUGUCUUUACAUGCCCAUUUUACGUGUUCGGGGCUUUCGCAUACUUCACUCAACUUUUUAUGACAGAAGUAUCGGCAGACCACUGGUGUUGGAUACCAGAAUUGAAGAAUUUAUCUCCUAUAGAGAGAAGAUCGCUUGCCAUUCCACAGAACACGAAUGAAGGGUUUGGAUAUUCUCAUUGCACAUCAUAUGUUGCGAAUUGGACUGAAGUCCUGGAUUCCGGGCAGAAUAUAAACUCAUCCUGGCCCACAGAACAUUGUAAACAUGGAUGGGAAUUCGACAAAUCACAAAUCCCUUAUCCAACAAUAUCAAGCGAAAUGGGAUGGGUUUGCGACAAAGACAACUACCAAGCAACAGCGCAAUCUAUAUUUUUUGUAGGCUCAAUUAUCGGAGGGCUGUGUAUAGGAUGGAUUGCUGAUCGAUUCGGCCGCUUGCCAGCAGGAAUCGUCGGCAAUUUAAUCGGAUGUUUGGCAGGCGUAUGCAGUGUAUUUGCUAGAAAUUUUGUGGAAUUCUGCAUAUGCAGAUUUUUUAUGGGUAUGUCUUACGAAACUUGCAUGAUGAUGAUAUAUUUACUGGUACUAGAAUAUGUGUCACCGAAAUACAGAACGAUAAUAGCGAAUUUACCAACCGGUGUAUUCUUCACUUUGGGAAUGAUUGCAUUGCCAUGGUUGGCUCUUGCCUGUGGGAAUUGGAAAACUCUCGGAUUAUUAACAAGUCUACCAAUGGCAUUAUCAUUACUUGCCCCGUUUGUAAUACCAGAAAGUCCGAGAUGGUUACUUUCGCGAGGUCGAGUCGACGAAGCAAUAUCAAAAGUUAUGAAAAUCGGACGAGUUAACAAAAAAGAAAUUCCUGAAGACGUUAUUCGUCAAUUUGAACUAUCUAUGAAAACGAAACCGAAUGACAAUACCAGCAGCAUAUUAGAAGUUUUUAGAAUACCUUUGUUAAGGCGAAUGUUGAUUUGCAUAUGCAUAGAGUUUAUGUGCUGCACGAUAAUUUUCGAUGCAUUACUGCGGAGUAUAGGGUCGUUAGCCUUUGAUUUCUUUUUAUCAUUCACAAUACUAUCUGCAACUGAAUUCCCUUCGUUACUAACGGUUUCUUUUGCAUUAGACUUGAUUGGUAGAAAAUGGAUAUCAAUUGCUAUGAUGAGUUUGUGUUGUGUUUUUAGUAUUUUGACAUCGGUCGUUCCGAAUGGUUUGCCUUCGGUAUUAUGUGCGGUUGUAGCGAGAUACGGCGUAAAUAUUUGUUACAUGGUCGCUAUGCAAUGGGCGGCAGAAAUGUUGCCGACGCCAGUAAGAGGAUCCGGUACCUCGGUAGUUCAAAUUUGUGGAUACGUAGCCACUGUGAUAUCACCUUACAUAGUAUAUUUGAAAGUGUAUGUCGCAGGCCUUCCUUUAAUAAUAGUCGGCAUUAUUGCUGCAAUAGGGGCAGUUGCAGCAAUGCUCUUGCCAGAAACAGCGGGUAAAAGUAUGCCGCAAACUUUUGAAGAGGCCGAAAACCAAAUUAGAGAGAGUAAGUUUUUCGAUGUUCCCUUUUUACGUAAGAAGCAACGAUAAAUAAUAGAAGAAAGAAGAAAACUUUUUUUAUAGAGUAACAUUUUUUUUUGUAAAUAUUUAGUAGACUAUAAAUAAAAUUAAAGGUUAA